This is a messenger RNA of Dipodomys spectabilis (banner-tailed kangaroo rat), 3179 nucleotides long. RefSeq names its product ectonucleoside triphosphate diphosphohydrolase 7 (gene Entpd7). The record is from RefSeq and is a predicted model, not a curated record. Bases 145 to 1959 code for a protein of 604 amino acids. The transcript is spliced from 13 exons. Gene Ontology annotation, cellular component: membrane. NCBI's taxonomy places the organism in Eukaryota, Metazoa, Chordata, Mammalia, Rodentia, Heteromyidae. Gene Ontology annotation, biological process: nucleoside diphosphate catabolic process. Gene Ontology annotation, molecular function: nucleoside diphosphate phosphatase activity.
GCGGUGCUUGAGCCGUGGUGGCAGAGCUGGAAGGGUGCCGCUGGAUCCCGUUGCAGCCUUGGGAGAUGCCUGGGACAAGGAGGCCACCUUCUCAGGGCAGAAGGAAAAGAAGGUGACAGACGUUGAGACCACUGAGGGGAACCCAUGGCUAGGAUCAGUUUUUCCUACCUCUGCCCACCUUCCUGGUACUUCACUGUGCCCACAGUGAGCCCAUUUCUCCGUCAGCGGGUGGCAUUCCUGGUACUCUUCUUCAUAUCCUGUCUCCUUUUACUUAUGCUGAUCAUGGACUUACGACAUUGGGGAGCCUCAUUACCAAGAGAUAGACAAUAUGAAAGGUAUUUGGCUCGGGUAGGAGAUCUUGAAGCCACUGACACUGAAGACCCAAAUCUCAAUUAUGGACUUGUGGUAGACUGUGGGAGCAGUGGCUCCCGGAUUUUUGUUUAUUUCUGGCCAAAACAUAAUGGGAACCCUCACGACCUGCUGGACAUCAAACAAAUGAGAGACCGCAACAGCCAGCCUGUGGUUAAAAAAAUCAAACCAGGAAUCUCUGCAAUGGCAGACACCCCAGAACAUGCCAGCGAUUACCUUCGUCCUCUGCUGAGCUUUGCUGCUGCUCACGUGCCUGUGAAGAAGCACAAGGAGACCCCACUUUACAUCCUUUGCACAGCAGGCAUGAGGCUUCUACCUGAGAGGAAGCAGUUGGCUAUCUUGGCUGACCUAGUGAAAGAUUUACCACUGGAGUUUGACUUCCUCUUUUCACAGUCUCAGGCUGAAGUGAUCUCUGGGAAGCAGGAAGGGGUUUAUGCAUGGAUUGGAAUCAACUUUGUUUUGGGAAGAUUUGACCAUGAAGAUGAAUCAGAUGUUGAGACUUCUCAGGAAUCAGCAGCAGGACGAAGAAGGACAGUAGGGAUCCUGGAUAUGGGAGGAGCCUCUCUCCAGAUUGCUUAUGAAGUUCCCACCUCUGCCUCUCUCCUGCCUCCGAAACAGGAAGAAGCUGCCAAGAUCUUGCUAGCUGAGUUCAACCUGGGCUGUGAUGUACAGCACACUGAACAUGUUUACAGGGUUUAUGUAACAACCUUUCUGGGUUUUGGUGGCAACUUUGCCCGGCAGCGCUAUGAAGACCUCAUGCUGAAUGAAACUCUACACAAAAACAGAUUGCUGGGCCAGAAGACAGGCCUGAGUCCCGACAAUCCAUUUCUGGAUCCCUGUCUGCCCGUGGGACUCACAGAUGUGGUAGAGAGGAACAGCCAGAUCCUGCAUGUCCGAGGAAAGGGAGACUGGACCACUUGUGGGGCGAUGCUGAGCCCCCUGCUGGCUCGCUCCAACACCAGCCAGGCCUCAUUGAAUGGCAUUUAUCAGUCACCAAUUGACUUUAAUAAUAGCGAGUUCUAUGGCUUCUCUGAGUUCUUUUACUGCACAGAGGAUGUGCUGCGCAUUGGAGGCCGCUACCACGGACCAACAUUUGCUAAGGCUGCUCAGGAUUACUGCGGCAUGGCUUGGUCAGUUCUAACUCAGAGAUUCAAAAAUGGACUCUUUUCUUCACAUGCAGAUGAGCAUCGACUCAAAUAUCAGUGUUUCAAGUCAGCUUGGAUGUACCAAGUGCUACAUGAAGGAUUCCACUUUCCCUACGACUACCCAAACCUGCGCACAGCCCAGCUGGUAUAUGACCGAGAGGUUCAGUGGACACUGGGAGCCAUUUUGUAUAAAACUCGUUUCUUACCACUCAGGGAUCUUCGGCAGGAAGGUGUCCGACAAGCCCAUGGCAGCUGGCUGCGUCUCUCCUUUGUCUACAACCACUAUCUCUUCUUUGCCUGUAUCUUGGUGGUGCUACUGGCCAUCAUCCUAUACCUUCUGCGAAUCCGCCGAAUUCACCACCGACAAACUCGUGCCUCAGCUCCGUUAGACUUGCUGUGGAUUGAAGAGGUGGUGCCAAUGAUUGGGGUACAGGUGGGGCCAUGAGGUUGGACCAGGAUUGGAGAAACUCCAGUACUCCAGAGUUGCUGCUUAUUUUUGGACUGGCCUCAGAUGCUGCUUUGGCUUUGAAAUUCCUAGUUUAAUUUCCAUGGUUAAUUCCUUUAGAGCAACAAGGACCUCUUCUCAGAGAGAAGUUGUAAUUUAGUCUGUGAGGAACUGAAUGGUGAGAGAUUGGGGCACCGCAGUCCAGUUGAAGCAUGCUUCUUAUGCGUAUCACAUCUGGUGUGUUUGUGGGAUUCCGCAAUUUUCCCCUUGCCGAAGCAUGAUGUUGGCAUUGGGCAAACUGGAAGCUUACCUGAAACCAAACUUGGAGCAUCUGAUACACAGCCAGAGACAUCCUAGCAAAUUCAGCAGCCUCUUCUUUCUCUGUAACAGAGAUAUCAUUUAUGUGGAGAUCCACAACCUUUAAUAGGGAUCCAAGAUCUUUGCAGUUUGGUGGACCAGAUAUGAAUUUCCACGCAACCAAAACGAUAUAACUUCCCUGCUUACUUGACAAGCCAUUGUGAGUGUAAGCCAAGAUCCCUGGCAAUGUUGCUGAUGUUAGUGUGUGACUUAAAAGAUUAGGGACUCUUCUAAAUAGAUGGUUUAUUGGCAAUUUGACAAUAUUUUAUCUGAUACCUGGUCUAACCAGAAGACAGAUUUUUCCACGUCUAUGUGCCUCACAUGCUUUGUGGGUAUUAAUGUUGCUUCAUUGAGCCUUAAUUGUGCUUGUAGAAUGGGAAAACUAUGACAGAGAUUGGGGAUGUGAGCUUGUCUAGAUUUCAGGUCACUGACCCCUAUGCGUAUUUUUAAUCUACAGGAAGAUUCAAGGAGAGUUCCUUCAUUUCACUGCUGGGGUCAGUAUGUUGUUUUAGAAAGGAUAUAUUUGGGUUGUUAAGGAAAGAAAGAAAUGAGCAAAGGCAAAUAAAAAAGCUCCUUAUUUAUUAAUAUAAUUUUUUUGGAAAUAGAAAUUUUCUCAAACUUCUGACUUUUGGAAUAUCAGAAAAAGAGCAAAGUCUAAACAUUGGAAUAAAUAGGGAAAUCUGCUAAGAAGUCAUUUGAUAACUUUCAGAACCACUGUUAAGAAACUGAUCUUGAUGAACAGCAAUUCCAUUGACAAGAAGAGAGAAAAAGCCAUAAUUACACCUUCAUCCACUGCCCUUCAGGAGCUUUGCUUCUCUACAGUGAGCUUUUCAAUUGUAUGAGAAUUUUACUUUUUUACCAAC